AUGCGCCUGGCCCUGGCGACCAGCCUGGCGACGCUGCGCCGCUGCGUCGCCAUGAGCGCGGCGCCGAAGACGAAGGUCGUCGUCCUCGCCGGCCCCACGGCCGUGGGCAAGUCGGCGGCGGCGCUCGAGCUCUGCCGGUCCCUCGGCGGCGAGAUCGUGUCCGCGGACAGCGUGCAGCUCUACCGGGGCCUGGACAUCGGGGCGAACAAGCCGUCGGCGGCGGAUAUGGCCGCCGUGCGCCACCACCUCGUCGACGCGGGCGACCCGGCCGCGCCGUGGUCCGCGGGCGAGUGGUGCCGCGCGGCCGUCGCGGCCGUCGACGACGUCGCGGCGCGCGGCGGGGUGCCCGUCGUCGUCGGCGGCACGAUGAUGUACGCGCGGUGGCUCGUGCGCGGCGCGCCGGACGCGCCGCCGGCGUCGGCCGCAUCAGCGGCGGCCGCGGCCGCGCUCCUCGCGCCCCACGAGGCCGCGGGCGACUGGGCCGGCGCGGUCGCGGCCGUCGCCGCCGAGGGCGAAACCUUCGCGGCGCGCGCGGCGGCGCUGAGCGCCAACGACUGGUACCGCCUCGCGCGCGCCGUCGAGAUCGAGCUCGACGGCGGCGCCGGCGGCCGGCCGCCGCGCGCGCCGCCGCUCGGCGCCUACGACGUCCGCUGCGCGUUCCUCGCGCCCGGCGACCGGGCGGCCCUCUUCCACGGCAUCGACGCGCGCUGCGACGCCAUGCUCGCGCGCGGCCUCCUCGGGGAGGUCGCGGCCCUCCGGGCCGCGGGCCGGCUCCCCGAGACGUCGACGGCCGCGCGCGCGAUCGGCUACCGGCAGGCGCUCGACUACCUCGUGGGCCGCCGCGACGACGCGGGCGACGGCGCGCUGGACGCCGGCGCGCGCCGGGACGCCUACGUCGACUUCUGCCGCAAAUUCCGCACCGCGAGCCGCAACUACGCGGCGGAGCAGAUGAAGUGGUACCGCCGCGACGCCGACUUCGCCGUCGUCCCCGCGGGCGACGGCGCCGCGCUCGCGGCGCUCUUCGCCGGCGACCGCGCGGACUACGAGGCGCGGCGCGCGGGCGACGGCGCCGCGCGCGACUCCCUCGCCGCGGACAAGAAGGUCAUGAAGACCUUCGCGUCGAAGCCCUGCGCCGCCGCCGCGGACCCCGCGGCGCUCGCGGCCCACCUCGCCGCCGCCGACGCCGCCGUCGCCGUGCUGCGCGCGGCCGGGGGCCGCGGCGACGGCGCGCGCGACGACGACACGGAUGCCAUGGGCAUGGCGGACCGGGCGCUCGUGGCGGCGGAGGCCGUGGCGGCCAAGGAGGCGGAGCUGUCGCCGCCCCUGGACGCGUCGUCGCCGGAGUGGAUGGCCGACGGCAGCUCGGCGACCUGUAUGGUCUGCGAGCGGGCCUUCAACGGCGUGACCGUGCGGCGGCACCACUGCCGGUCCUGCGGGAAGCUCGUCUGCGGGCCCUGCAGCCGGAAGACGGUGAUGCGCCUCGGCGGCCCCGCGCGGUGCUGCAACGCCUGCGCGUGGCGCCUCGGCGCGGGCCGCGGGCCCGCGGCGUUCCUCGGCUCCGCGCGGCGGCGGCGGAGCGACAGCCACGCGAGCCGCCUGCGCGCGGCGACGAUCGAGGAGAACCAGCGCUGGGCCGGGAGCUGGUCCGGGAACCACCUGCUGCCGCUGGACCCCUUCCGCUACGUCGGCCUCGGCGACUCGCGCCGCGCGGCGUUCCGCCGCUUCCCCGCGGACGCGCCGCCGCCGGGCCGCGGCGGCGCCUGGGCCGGCGACUGGGAGCUCGAGCGCGACGGCGACCGCUGCGACGAGCACGGCUGGUCCUACGGCGUCGACUUCUCCGAGUUCGCGCUCCGGGGGCUCACGCGGCCCGCGGCGCGGCCGCUCACGUACGUGCGGCGGCGCCGCUGGGUGCGGUCGUGGCUCACGGGCCUCGGGGGCCGGCCCUCGGUCCGCGCGCGCGACGCGCGGCGGUCCGCGCGCCGCGCGCCGUCGGACGCGCGCGCCGCCGCGGACGCGGCGACGCCGGCCGUCGACGUCGACGAGGCGCUGCUCCGGGGCGGCCCGGGCGCCGCGGACCCCGAGGCGCGCCACGUGGAGAUUCUGGACGGCGAGUGCGGCGCCGGCGCCGACGCGUGCGCGGCCUACGCGCGCCUCGCGACGCGGCCCGUCGCGCUCGAGGUCGCGGGCGAGGACGGCGAGGAGGAGCGCGACCUCUACGUGCGCACGCGCGCGCGGUCGCCGCGCGACGACGGGCCCGGCUGGCUCGCGACGGCCUGGCGCCGCACGGCCGUCGUCCGCCGCGCGCGCGCCGACGAGCGGCUCCGGCUGAGCGACGGCGCGGCGGCCGUCGCCGUCGCGAACCCGCGGUCCCUCGUCGACGUCCACGUCUGCGACGCGGAGACGGACGGCGUCGUCGCCGAGGCGAUCCUGACGCUCUUCGAGCUCGACGCGUCCAUCGAGCGCGACGCCUGCGCGCGCGCCGUCGACGGCCUCGGCGCGCUGGUCUACGGCGACGAGGCCGCGGCGCCGGCGCCGGGCGCGCGCGCGCCCCGGCGGCGGUCCUGCGCGGUCCGGCCCGAGGACGCGGACCGCGUCGCCGUGCCGCUCCGGAGCACGCGCCACGGCCGCGAGGUCCACGGCGGUGUCCACGGCGGCGAGCUCGUGCUCGACGCCGCGCUCGACGUCGACUACGCCGGGCUCGUGCUGCGGACGCGCGAGCGCGUGCCCAUGGCGCCGGAGAACCUCGGCGAGUUCCAGACCGCGGCGAUGCGCGAGCUCUUCCUGCGCUGCCAGGCGCUCGUGACGCCGGCGGUCGCGGCGCGCGACGCGCUCGUCGCCGUCGCGGACUGGGGCGCCGCGCCGCGGCGCACGGCGCUGACGCUCGCCGCGCUCCUCGCCGUGGAGUGGCACGUCGACGCGGCGAAGAUCCUCGCCGUCUUCCCCCUCGCGGCCGUCGCGCUCCUCGCCGCGACGCUGCGGCGCCGCGCGAGUGGCGCGUGGGCGCGCGCGUGGGUCGAGCGCGACGAGGAGCGCCAGCUCAUCUGCUGCGCGGGCCUGGGCGGGGGCGAGGGCGACGUCGAGGCGCGCCGCGAGCUCGCGCUGCUCCGCGUCGCCGCGCGCCGCUACGCGGCGCGCGGCCCGGCGCGGUCGCCGCGGCCGCGGCCGCCGCGCGUCGACGUGAGCUACGCGCCCGAGGCCCGGGGCGUGCGCGACGGCGCCUUCCGCUGCCGCGUCGCGACCCUCGACCUCGACGACGGCCGCCCGGCGACGGAUCAGGACGCCGAGCGGCGGCCCCGGGGCGUCGACGACGCGGGCGCCGCGAACCCCUGGCUCGAGCGCACCAAGGCCUCGGGCCGCCGGGGGUCCCUGAGCUCGGCGCCGCGGCCCCGGCGCCGCGGCUCCGCGACGGAGCUGCUGAACGUCGCCGCGCGGACGGACGGCGCCGUCGAGGACGUCCUCGAGCCCUGGGUCGCGCGCGGCCGCGUCUUCCGGCGCGCGGCGCGCUACCCCGUGCUCCAGGACCUCGAGGCGGCGGGCAAGGCGCGGCGCGCCGUGCCCUGGAGCCGCGGGGAGGCGGCGCUCGUCUUCUCGCUGGCGGAGCCCGGGGGCGACGACGGCGCCGCGCGGCCGGCGCCGCCGCUCGGCGAGUGCCACGUGCGCGUCGCGGACCUGCUGGGCAGCGCCGCGUCCGAGGCCAACGGCGGGCCCCAGCCGCCCGUCGACGUCUGGCUGCCCGUGGGGCCGCCGGGCGCGACCGACGGCGGCUCGGACGCCGCGGACUCGGACUCGGACGGCGGCGGCGGCGCGCGCGGCCCCGUCGGCGACGUGCUCCUCACGCUCCAGGUCGCGCUCCCGUCGCGGAGCGACCGGCUCCGGCCCCUCACGGACGCGGACCGCGCGGAGCAGACGCUCAUCGACAAGCUCGCCGCGCGCGUCCGCGCCGCGGACGGCGGCGACGGCGCGCGGCCGCGGGGCCUCAUCGCCGAGUACCAGGCCCUCAUCGGCGAGGCGCGGGCCCAGGUGCUCGAGUCGCACCGCCAGCUCCUGCGCUGCGUGUCCUUCGCGGAGUCGCUCGUGAACCUCGCGUGCUGGGCCGCGUGCUGGGUCCAGCCGCGGAAGACGGCGCUCGUCCUCGCCGCGACGGUCGCGGCGUCGGGCGCCGCGCUCCUGCUCCCGGUCCAGGCCGUGCUCAUGGGGGGCACGGCGUCCUUCUUCUACGACGCCUGGAUCAAGCACCUGCGGUCGCUGGGCGCGCGCGGCGAGAAGCGCGUCGACGAGCGGCUCUUCAACUUCGUGCCCGACGCCGCGGACCUCGCCGCGUACUUCGCGCCGCGGACGCGCCGCUUCCUCGACGCGACGCCCGGCGCGCGGUCGUCGCACGCGCGGCUCCAGAAGUUCACGGAGCGCUUCGCCGCGGUCAUCUACAAGACGUCGGGCAACUUCUUCAAGCUCUGGCAGCGGCGCUACGUCGUCGUCACCGACGACCGGCGCCUCUACUGGUGGCUGAGCGCCGAGGACACGCGCGACGACCUCCCGCCCAAGGGCGCGCGCUACCUCGCGCCGCCCGAGCAGCAGCGCGCGGCCUUCGCCGACGGCGCCAAGGACGCGCCGCGCGGCGCGCCGCGGACGGGGCGCGUCGUGCCGUACCUCGCGGCGGACCACUUCGGCGCCAAGCCCGCGCUCCACUUCCUCUGCGCGACGUCGGAGGACGAGGCCGAGCGCCUCCGCGUCGCCCUCUGCCAGGCCGACGACGGCGACGCCGCGACGCCGCGGACGCCGCGGACGCCCGGGUAG
Messenger RNA from Aureococcus anophagefferens, 4794 nucleotides. RefSeq lists its product as hypothetical. Lineage: Eukaryota; Pelagophyceae; Pelagomonadales; Pelagomonadaceae. Gene Ontology annotation, biological process: tRNA modification. Gene Ontology annotation, molecular function: metal ion binding; tRNA dimethylallyltransferase activity. Bases 1 to 4794 code for a protein of 1597 amino acids. The record is from RefSeq and is a predicted model, not a curated record. The transcript is spliced from 6 exons.